GCAUGCUCAGUAGCAUUUGUUUUGUUUAACUUUGCUCCUCGCGGCAGCUGUUUGAGGCUGACCUGCAUUCCCGGGGCUUUAAAACGUUUCUAAAAACCCUUCUGGGCUCACAAUGUCUGUUAAACACGCUAUUAGCCGAGGGCUGGAGUUGGGCCGGUCGAUUUUUCAGCUGGGGGUCCUGAAAGCAGGUAGUCGGGUCGCAGCGAAGCUCCGAGCUGACCGAGUUCGUGCGGGCCCGGCCUUCCGGACCGCUCAGCCUCAGGCUUUCCUGCCUCUCCGAUACCGGUAUUACCGCACCUCACUGAGGGGUCUGGCAGCUCAGCUCCAGUGGGCUGGCUUCGUUAGGAGGUUUGCCGGAGGUUCACCGCGGAACAGAGCCGUCUUUCUGGCGUUUGGCCUCGGUGUGGGAUUAAUCGAGAAGCAGAUUGAGGACGACAGGCUGAGUUUGGCAACGUGCAAUGAGAUAAAGGCGGUGUUCAGAAAGAAGAAGUUCCAGAGCCCGCUCAAGCCCUUGGCCUAUGGAUACAAACUGGAGGAUUACAUUGUAGGAAACCAGAUUGGGAAAGGAUCCAACGCAGCUGUGUAUGAAGCUGCACCUCAGUUUUUCUGCUCCAAGAAAAGCGAUGGUGAGCCCGCCGCGGUGCAGAUACGAGACAGUGAGGGCGAGGAAGGAAAUCGCGUCAUGCCAUCUCUGAGUUGCUGCUCUCUAAGGAACUUCCCGCUGGCAAUCAAGAUGCUGUGGAACUUUGGGGCAGGGUCAUCAAACGAGGCGAUCUUUAGAUCGAUGUCCCAUGAGCUGGUUCCCACAGACCCCCUCGCUCUGGCGCCAGCAAAACAGCAACUUACUUUAGACGGAAACUUUGGAGUCGUGCCCAGACGCGUGUCAGCUCACCCCAACGUGAUCAGAGUGUACCGGGCGUUCACAGCGGACGUCCCGCUGCUGCCAGGCGCUCAGGACGAGUAUCCAGACGUGCUUCCUGCCAGGCUCAACCCCAGCGGCCUGGGCAACAAUCGCACUCUGUUUUUGGUGAUGAAAAACUACCCCUUCUCGCUCCGUCAGUACCUGCAAGUGUGCACGCCAAGCCGCAAGCAGAGAUCUGUGAUGGUGCUGCAGCUCCUGGAGGGUGUGGACCAUCUGUGCAAGCAGGGCGUUGCUCACAGGGAUCUCAAAUCAGACAACGUGCUGCUGGAGUUUGACUCGGAUGGUUGCCCCCGUUUAGUGAUCACAGACUUCGGCUGCUGUCUGGCUGAAAGUGAGCAGAGUUUGCAGCUGCCCUUCAACAGCCAGUGGGUGGACAGAGGGGGGAAUGCCUCUCUUAUGGCCCCUGAGGUGGCCUCUGCAGUCCCUGGGCGCAGAGUCGUGAUCGACUACAGCAAGGCCGAUGCGUGGGCUGUGGGCGCCAUUUCCUACGAGAUUUUUGGUGAACCAAAUCCAUUCUACCAUGCUGUUGGACUGCAUAGCAUCAGCUACCAGGAGAAGCAGCUCCCUAUCCUGCAUUCCAGUGCCCCCGCUGAUGUGCAGUUAGUGAUUCGAUUACUCCUCAGGAGGAGUCCUACAAAGCGCCCCAGUGCUCGUGUAGCAGCAAACAUGCUGCACCUCACCCUUUGGGGUCAGAGGAUUCUGGAUAAACAGGGAAAUGCUGGCAUGAGAAAGCUGGCUGAGUGGUUACUGUGCCAGUCUGCUGUGGUUCUGCUGAAGGGCUGCAGUGGACCUGCUGGGAACAGGGUGGAGGCGGAGCUUCAGAGGAACUUCCUGAGGAACCUGGAGCUUGAGGAGCUGCGCACAGCGAUGGGCUUCCUCAUCUACGGACGAAACCAGCACACGGCCCGCAUCCCGUCUGCUUAGAUGUCUUUAAUUUUGCAACCAGAGCUGAGCAGAUAUCUAUGAUAGUUUUUCUGCGGUUAUAUGUUCUCAGACACUUUAUUAAAGUUGGGAGGUUGUAUAUGCUGCUUUUGAAGUUGAAUAAUCCUGACGUAUUAAAGACGCUCCUGAUGCUUCUCUGAAACUGCGUUUACACCGGGCAUGUGAUGCGCGUUCAAGACGCGUUUUUGAAGGCACAUUUAGCAGGAAAAAAACUGUUUUCCCCCCACUGUUUACUGACAUGUCCACCACCAACAGUUGGAAAUGUCAAAGCGGUGCAAAUCCAUGCUUUAUUCCGACAUACAAAAGACCUGGUGUCGUAUAAUUUUGGCUAUUUCAGCUCGACCUGGUUUAACUUUCAACACGGGUUUAAUGGCCGUGCGUUUUGUAUGUAGAGCUCAAAAAUUGUCUUUAAAAUGUACGUAGCGACACGUGAAUGCAAAGGUUUUAAGCGCUAGCCUGAAAUGCGCAUUUACGCGUGUCUAUGUAGACUUUUUAUUGGAAGUGCUGCUUGAACGCGCAUUGCAGAGGGCGGUGUGAACAUGGCUUUAAAGUUUUCAUGCACUCUGAUACUGUUGCGCCGCUCGAGGUUGACUCGCCUGUGCCCUGGAUCCCCUUCAAUGUACUUUAAAAAACGUUGCACUAUUUUUCUCUGCUGUGUAGUCAUAAAGGUUCACAUUUAUUUAUCA
Messenger RNA from Oryzias latipes (Japanese medaka), 2550 nucleotides. RefSeq names its product PTEN induced kinase 1 (gene pink1). Gene Ontology annotation, cellular component: mitochondrion. Gene Ontology annotation, molecular function: protein serine/threonine kinase activity; ATP binding. Gene Ontology annotation, biological process: protein phosphorylation; positive regulation of mitochondrial fission; autophagy of mitochondrion. The record is from RefSeq and is a predicted model, not a curated record. NCBI's taxonomy places the organism in Eukaryota, Metazoa, Chordata, Actinopteri, Beloniformes, Adrianichthyidae.